AUGCGGGGUCCCGCCGUGUCCCUGUGCGCGCUGCUGUGCCUGGCCGUGGCCGUGGCGGUGGCGGUGGCCGGGGGUCGCCCCGUGCGGCUCGACAGGGUCCGGGCGGACGCGCGGGCCCUGACCCGGACCCUGAGCACGCGGCUGCAGCAGCUCCAGCUGUUCCCGCUGACCGUGCGCAUCACGGGCCUGGAGGGGGUCCCGGAGGGGGCGCUCCCGGACGGGGCGGCGCCCCCGGGGCUGGGCUGGGCGGCCCAGCGGCUCCAGCUGUUCCAGCGGCUCCUGGCGGCGCUGCCCGGGGCCGACCCGCGCCUGGCGCAGGUGGCCAGCGACCUGGAGAACCUGCGCAGCGUGCUGGCCGUGCUGGGCGCGCUGCUGGGCUGCCCCGCGCCCCGCCCGCCGCCCGCGCCCCCGCCGCCCAGCGAGGCCCCGCACACGGUGGCCGGGGUGGCCCUGGCGCGGCUCCGCGGCUGCCUGGACGGCGUCGCCGCCCGCCUCGAGGGGGUCCCCGCGUGUUAG
This is a messenger RNA of Camarhynchus parvulus, 516 nucleotides long. RefSeq names its product leptin-like. Gene Ontology annotation, molecular function: hormone activity. Gene Ontology annotation, cellular component: extracellular region. NCBI's taxonomy places the organism in Eukaryota, Metazoa, Chordata, Aves, Passeriformes, Thraupidae. The record is from RefSeq and is a predicted model, not a curated record. Gene Ontology annotation, biological process: signal transduction.